UACACAAACACGGAGAUCAAGAUCACACAAAGAUAUAAGUGGAGAUUGUGGUGCAAUAGUAUGAUCGAUUUGAGUGGUGUCUUUAAAACUACACUAUUUUAGAACUUUGUUUUGGAAGACGACAAUGAUAAAAGUAUUCAACGAUAUUCACAUGGUGUAAGAAAUAAUUGUUGCUGCACUUCUGCGUGCAUCCAUCGAGGACUGAACUUGAACUGAUUUUGUGCCCACCUUUUUCGUGAUGGGGACACUCAGUCUUUGGAAACAAACGCAAUCUGUAACAUACAAAGCAAGCAUUUGCUCUAAAGGUACAGUGUUUCUGGUCAUUUGUUCAAUUUUGACAUUUGUACCACCAUUCCUCAUUGCGUAUAGAAGCAAUGGAUUUUGGCUGAAAGUGGCAACAUACCGGGAACAGCCAGACAUUAACUUCAAGCACAGUGUAAUCACUAUGGUAGAUGUUGUUAAUCCUGAUGGCUACAUUAUCUGGUCAACAUUUCCCACACUGAAUGCAAUGGUGGCCAGGAACUAUAGAGCCCCAGUUGUAUCAAGCUACGAAGAGGAUCUCAACCAGGACGGCAAGAAAGAUAACCUGAAUCUAGAAAUUGAAGUGCCAUUGGAAGAAGGUGAAAGAGUUCAUGCUGUUAAACUGCUGCUUGGUUUUGACUUCCGUCUGUACACCAUGACAAGACUUCAGAUGAACUCUUUGAUUUACAUUGCUUCCUCUUCAGCAAUAGCAAGCAACCAGCUAACCGUGAUUGGCGACAUCACACUGAGCCAGAGGGAGCCACUGAAGCACAGAGGUGUGAACAACUACCUGAAGGAAAACAUCAUCAAACCUGACAGCACAGAUCCGGAGGACUACGACAUUGCCACAAUCCUGGAGAACUAUGCUAGGAGAAAUCUGACAACUCACCUGUCAAACCCAUUCCACGUGUGGACGCCCAGGGGAGAGUCAGCAUCAUCCUUCCUGCUGAGGGUGCGCCUCCAGUACCCAACGCUCAACCUGGAGUACACCCCGGGUGUAUGGCAGGUGCUGAAGAUGGCGUGGGUGCAGUACCUGGCCAUUCUGGUCGUGUUCACUGUCAUCUUCUGGAGGAUCAAGGAGUAUGUGUUCACCAAUCAGAUUGUUCCGACCUGGGCGGCGGCUUCUGAUGCUGCAGGGAAGUGGCAGUAGGUUGAGGCUGCCACUUUUGUGCUGUGUAAGUCUGAUGACAAUUGAAGUGUUCCUAGUCACCAACUUCAGUGCACAUUCACAGCAUGUUUCUCAUUGUGUCAUACAUAUGUAGUUUUUCUGCACCAAGCACUUAGCUUCAUUGUUUGCCAAUUCAUGCUCAUGAGGCUGACAAGUAGUACAUCAUUUUUCAUGUCAGUAGAUUGUACCUAUCUCUCUCUGUAUUGAAUCUGGUUGUGAGCCUGCUAGAUUAAUGGAGAGCUUGAAUAACUGCCUUGCAACAAUGCUAUCAAAGCUAUGAUCUCAGCAUUUGAAGUGUCAUCAGUAAUUUGGGUACUCUUGGCACAAAUACAUAUCAAUUCUGACUUACCA
Amphibalanus amphitrite is the source of this 1540-nucleotide messenger RNA. RefSeq names its product transmembrane protein 231-like. The transcript has a single exon. Bases 239 to 1171 code for a protein of 310 amino acids. The record is from RefSeq and is a predicted model, not a curated record. NCBI's taxonomy places the organism in Eukaryota, Metazoa, Arthropoda, Thecostraca, Balanomorpha, Balanidae. Gene Ontology annotation, biological process: regulation of protein localization; cilium assembly. Gene Ontology annotation, cellular component: ciliary membrane; ciliary transition zone.